Molecule: messenger RNA, 1804 nt
Organism: Xenopus tropicalis (tropical clawed frog)
Lineage: Eukaryota; Metazoa; Chordata; Amphibia; Anura; Pipidae
Gene: tbccd1
Product: TBCC domain containing 1
Exons: 6
Coding region: 32-1675 (547 amino acids)
Cellular component (GO): spindle pole; centrosome
Source: RefSeq, marked provisional
CUUUUUUGGGUUAACAUUGACAGUCACGCUGAUGGAUGAUAGCAGAGUUCAGCUGUGGGUGAAAACCGAUCCGUUCCUGUUGGGUGCGUUGCAGAUCCCUCCACCAGAAAAGUUUAGCAUGCAUUAUUUGCGGAAAAUGGCUACAUAUGUAAGAACUCGUGCCAGCGAAGGCUGCUAUCCGCGAUUGUGUUGGUGUAUGUGGCGGCACAUUGCCUGUGGUAAACUGCAGAUUUUGGAAGAAACUGCGUGGUUGUACUUUGAAACAUUUCUCAGCGUUUUUGAGCGCAGUGUAGCUGAGAGUCUGAAUUGGGCUGAAGUUGCUUCUACUUGUCCAUCUUCAGAGAAGUAUGAAGAAGUAAAGAGUAAGCUUUCUGUGGAUACCCUGAAGUUCAUGCUUUUCCUCUACAUUCAGCAAAUAAAUAAAAUUUCUUUGCGUUCACCUCUAAUUGGGAAUGAGUGGCCCAGUCCAAGAGGCAGAUCUCCUAUUUCUGAUUUUGCUGCACAGUCAAGCUUCUAUAAUAAGGUCUGGGAUGAUUAUAGUCAUUAUAACUUCAUACAUAAUCAUUUAACCUACAUCCUGGAAUUGCUAAUGGAACCUAAUCAGCUCUCUAAAGUAUCCCAGUUCUCUCACUGCAUUCUUAUAUCUGCUGAAGUUGUUACUGCCCUUGGAUUUGUUAUUGAGGGAACAGUGGACAAGAAUAGGGUAGUAAAUGCUUUUUUGGAUUUGGCUAUCUGGCAGCCUGUGCAAAUAAAAAGUGGAUUCAUUGAAACCUUGGGUUCGUUUUCAUUUCAAAAGUUACAAGCAUGGAUUAAGGAAUGCCUUGUAAUCAACCCAUUUGGAAUAACAUCAUGUAUCAAAUCAGGAACAAAGUUGUCAUGGGCUCAGCAAGUUGAUGGACUAAACAAAAGAGCAAAAGUUGCCUGCAACACAUACAAGGUUCCUCAUACUCAUCGCAUGGUUGUUAUGAGUCAGAUAUCUAAACAGACUUUGGCUAAGAGUUCAAAAACUCUGGUUGAUGCUCGAGUUAAAAUUCAUCGUUGCAGUGAUUGCUAUAUAUAUCUUUUAUCUCCAUUAAGAUCUGUGACUGUUGAGAAAUGUCAAAAUUGCACAAUCGUCCUUGGCCCAGUGCAGACUGUUCUUCAUAUUCAAAUGUGUUACAAUGUAAAGAUCAUUGCCGUUUGUCAACGUUUGUCACUUUUAUCUACAACCAACUGUACUUUUCAUGUUCUGACUCCUACUAGACCUCUUUUUUAUUGUGGGAAUCAAGGUGUUGUACUUGCUCCUUUUCAUAUCUCUUAUUCAAUGCUAGAAGAUCACAUGGCUCAUACUGGAUUAGCUACAGUACCAAACUCAUGGGAUAGACCUUUUUUUUUCUCUACAGAGAGCUCCAAUUCUCAUAUUUGGAGACUUUUGUUACCUGAAGAAUUUUUUACUUUUGUUGUACCUUUUGAAAUGGAAGGUGACACAACUGAAAUUCCAGGAGGCCUUCCUCCAGCCUACUCAACUUCUGUGCAGCAAAGACAACAAAAGAUACGCAUGUGGCAGGAAACUGUCAAAGAUGCUGGUUUAACAAGAGAGCAGAGAAAACAGCUCCAAGCAGUUGUCGAAAUGAAGUUUAACGAAUGGCUUAUAAAGACAGAAAAUAGACAUCAGCUGGAUAGCCUUGUUUCCUGAUUAGAAAACUUUUCUAUUCAGAGGAAAAAAAAUGAUUUAAACCUAAAAGUGUAUCGUACAAAUAAAUAUUCACAUUUCAAAUCAAAGAAAUAUGUAAACCUUUUGCAUUAAAGGAAACUCAUGAUCUUA